Messenger RNA from Vitis riparia (riverbank grape), 2443 nucleotides. RefSeq names its product autophagy-related protein 18c. Gene Ontology annotation, biological process: autophagy of mitochondrion; nucleophagy; protein lipidation. Gene Ontology annotation, molecular function: phosphatidylinositol-3-phosphate binding; phosphatidylinositol-3,5-bisphosphate binding; protein binding. Gene Ontology annotation, cellular component: phagophore assembly site membrane; cytosol; extrinsic component of membrane. NCBI's taxonomy places the organism in Eukaryota, Viridiplantae, Streptophyta, Magnoliopsida, Vitales, Vitaceae. The transcript is spliced from 6 exons. The record is from RefSeq and is a predicted model, not a curated record. The coding region runs from base 1041 to 2294 and encodes 417 amino acids.
GGCUUGAUGUUUUUGCUUAUGAUGAUUGGCCCAAAUUGAGUCGUUAAGGCAGUAGAGUUUGCAUUUACUCUAUUCCAGUCGAGCUCUCAUUAUUUAGCUGCAACAGCCGUGAUUGUAAGAGGUGGGUUUUCUUGACCAUAGAGAAGAAAUAUGAAUUGAAGGGGUGGAAUCAAAGACCACCAAAAAAACAUUGACGGCCUAAUGAGUUGAGAGGCAGAAUCCUCCUUUUCUUUUUGCUUCCUACUAGUUAUGCUUUGGAUUCCUGAAGUUCAAUGAGAUGACAAUCAUGGAGUCCACCAGUGCAAGAAGGUGGGUAAACAUGCCAGAAUUGCUGAUUAUUCAUGUCAGAGACCAUAAUUUUCUUGAAAACCGUAAACCUUCCUGAGGUCAAUCAAACACAGCAGAAACAGAAUGUCAAGUCAAUCUAUUCAGAAAGAGUUUUUGGUUUAUUUAAUUUGAAAAGUUCCACUUCAACCUUCAUGGUAAUAUUUGUGACGAAUUCUGAAACAGAGCAGACAUAUCUUGUUGCUUCUUAUUGAAUAUAGGCUGUUCUUUGCUGAUUCAUUUCAUAGGCUAUUGAUUGAUGCACUUUGGAUUUUAUUAUUCCUCCAAAUCGUGAAGAUUUGCCAUGCCUUCUUCACUAGGGCCCAGGUCUUUUCCCAGCAGUGGCGUAUGGACAGGAGCAAAAGGCCUUCACUUCUGCUCACGGCCAUAGCAUCUUUAAUAGAACAGAUCAUAUCUGUUGUAGUAGUGAAAAUUGAUACUCAGCAAUCUUAAAUCUUACAAACGAUGAGAUUGGAAUCACAUUUUUUCAAUUAGAGAGCUGUAGGAUUGAGUGAACUCAGUUUUCCUUAAUAUUUUCUUCUGGAAUUUUUUGGUCCUCAUUGGGUAUAAACACCUGUGAUUCUGUAACAGGCCCCCUUCUAUUCCACCAGAACCUAGCCUUUUGCUUGUGAAGAAACUUGGGAUCCCCUAGUCUCUAUCCAACUGAGCUUGGAAGCCGUAUGUCUAUUUUCAUACUAUAAUUGCUUCAAGCACUUAUGACUGUUCCCUCAUCCACCAUGAGUUCUAGUGUUUCAACAUCUCGAGGAAUGCUUCCAUCAGCAAGGCUUGAUGCCCAUGGAUCAAAUUCUGGGACUCCUGGUUCUUUUGGCCAAUCGGUACCGGAGUUCAAUGACACUGAUGAAACAGGUCUGCUCUCUGUAUCCUGGAAUCAGGACCAUGGUUGCUUUGCUGCUGGCACAACCCACGGGUUUCGUAUUUAUAGUUGUGAUCCUUUCAAGGAAAUUUUCAGACGUGAUUUGAAAAGUGGGGGAUUUGGGAUUGUUGAGAUGCUGUUUCGUUCCAACAUUCUAGCACUAGUUGGUGCUGGAACUAAUUCCCAGUACCCUCCAAGCAAAGUUAUAAUCUGGGAUGAUUAUGAGAGGCGAUGUAUUGGUGAAUUUUCAUUUAGAUCUGAUGUUCGUGCAGUGAAAUUAAGACGUGAUCGCAUUGUUGUUGUUGUUGAGCACAAGAUAUAUGUUUACAAUUUUACAGAUCUGAAGCUUCUUCAGCAGAUAGAGACUCUGGCAAAUCCCAGGGGACUUUGUUGCCUUUCUCACCAUUCGAAUACAUUUGUGUUGGCUUGCCCUGGUCUUCAAAGAGGACUGGUUCGGAUUGAACACUUUGGGCUGAAUAUGACAAAGUUAAUUAAGGCUCAUGAUUCUCAUGUUGCAUGCCUCACUUUGACAAUGGACGGGCUUCUUCUUGCAUCUGCUAGUACGAAAGGCACUUUGAUACGAAUUUUCAACACAAUGGAUGGGACUCGCUUACAAGAGGUGCGUAGGGGUUCAGACAACGCGGAAAUUUAUAGUAUUGCUCUCUCUCCGAAUGUUCAGUGGUUGGCUGUGUCAAGUGAAAAAGGUACCGUUCAUAUAUUCAAUCUCAGAGUUCGAGUGGUAGGGGAGGAUUCAUCAAAUCAUUCUAUCACUGCGCAAGGUCCAGCACCGUUUUACCGUAAUUCUUCAAAUUCCCUUGAUGCCCUUAUUUCUCCCAAUGCUGGUGCCAACCCUGGUUCAUCAUUGUCCUUUAUGAAAGGGUUUUUACCAAAAUAUUUUAGCUCAGAAUGGUCAUUUGCACAAUUCCGUGUACCUGAAGACACUCAAUUCAUUGCAACAUUUGGAUCUCAGAACACUGUCAUUAUUGUUGGCAUGGACGGGAGUUUCUACAGGUGCAGUUUUGAUCACUUGAAUGGAGGGGAGAUGUUGCAACAGGAAUACCACAGCUUUCUAAAGAAGGGUCAUCUUGAAUCUUGAUAGCUUGGAUUAGGGCAAUAUGUUCUGUGUAAAUGUGAGACUUGAAUGUCUACCAUUGUGAAUAUCAGAUACCAUAAAAAAUGAUGCGUGCUUCUGUAUUAUGUACACGGAAUAAGAAAUAUCCCAGGCCUAGGACCUGUUAAUGGUAA